AUGCUGGACCGGGAACGAAGCAGCAUUCGCAACGACAGCGAUCAGCUGGAAGCACUCCUGGGCACUCUACGUUCCCGCUGUCCGGAUGAUGGGCGGUGCGUAUUUAGCAGUGGCCCAGAGAUGGCAAUAGACGCCACAACUGCUGCCAGAGCACUCAGCGACACAACAGCGCUAUCAAGCAUGAUUAACUCGUCUAUACCCUCCACCGCCAAUGGCUCUACCGUCUCGAUCGAGGAUCAGAUCCGGAAUGUGGAUAAAGUUCUCAAGACCUUCGUCGCUGCCUAA
Messenger RNA from Gongylonema pulchrum, 285 nucleotides. NCBI's taxonomy places the organism in Eukaryota, Metazoa, Nematoda, Chromadorea, Rhabditida, Gongylonematidae. The record is from the annotation of a GenBank genome assembly.